AUGGCUUCCCUCCGACCCCGUACUCUCCCUCUCUCAGUCCGAACCAUCCGCUCAACCCUCCGCUCAACAAGGCCCUCACCCAACCACUUCCUCUCCGCACCCGCAUCCACCCCAUCCACCCUAUCAACCCAAACCCGCGCGCACUCAACAUCCUCCGUCUCCGCCGAUGAACUCUCCCACUUCUCCGGUCUCGCCAGCUCCUGGUGGGACCCAAUGGGCCAUUCCCGAAUCCUGCACCUAAUGAACCCCCUCCGCCACGAAUUCAUCGCCUCCUGCCUAGCAGAAGGAACCGCCUCACCAAACCCAACCUCAACCUCAACCUCAACUUCAACCACCGCAACCCUCAACUACCUCGACGUAGGCUGCGGCGGCGGCAUCUUCGCGGAGUCCCUCGCACGCACAAUCCCACUCGACCCAACCGCCGCAGCCCCAACCCCAACCCUCGCCGCCUCGAUGACCGCAAUCGAUCCUUCAACGGACCUAAUCCAAAUGGCGCGCGAGCACGCGCGCAAGGAUCCAACCGUCCACGAGCACCUGCGCACUGGUCGCUUCAAGUACCUUAACACGACGCUGGAGGAUGUACUUGCCGGCAAGGCUGGCACUCCGACUGCUGCUUCCACCCCAACCUCCAGCUCUCCCUCAACCCAACCCACCGCACAAUACGACGUCGUAACCCUGUUCGAAGUACUCGAACACAUCGACCCGAAGACCUCAACGCCGCUAAGCUUCCUGACAAACUGUCUGCGCGCGCUCAAGCCCGGCGGGUGGCUAAUUGGGUCUACAAUUUCGCGGACGCUGCCGUCGUUCAUCCUGAACCAGGUUAUUGCGGAAGCGCCGUGGCCUAUUGGUGUUGUGCCGCGCGGGACGCAUGAGUGGAGUAAGUUUGUCAACCCUGAUGAGGUCAAGGGGUGGUUGCAGGAGGGGUUGAUGAGGGCUGGUGAUACGGGUGUUUCGAGGGGUGGGAGUGCGAUUGCAGAGGGGAUGAGGUGGAAGUGUGUGGGCGCUAUUUAUAUUCCUGGGAUUGGGUGGAAGAUGGUGCCUGGGAGUGAGGAUUGGGGGAAUUAUUUCUGGGCUGUUAGGAAGGAGGUUUAG
This is a messenger RNA of Penicillium egyptiacum, 1092 nucleotides long. NCBI's taxonomy places the organism in Eukaryota, Fungi, Ascomycota, Eurotiomycetes, Eurotiales, Aspergillaceae. The record is from the annotation of a GenBank genome assembly.